UUGAUUCUCUUUUCGUCGCCCUAGCUGGGCCACUAAAACCCUGAUUGGAAGAGAGCACGGAAUACCUUUUAGGGUUUAGGUGCGAGAGAAUGAGGAGGAUCAUCGGCAUUGUGGUGUCUAACAAGAUGCAAAAAUCAGUGGUGGUGGGGGUGGAUCGAUUCACGCAGCACCCACUGUACAAGAAAUACGUCAAGAAGACGACCAGGCUCAUGGCACACGACGAGGCCAACGCUUGCAACAUCGGCGACCGGGUGAGGCUCAACCCCUCGAGGCCGCUGAGCAAGAGAAAAGCGUGGGUUGUGGCGGAGAUCUUGCAGCGAGCAAAGAUUUACGAGAUGGGAGUUGCCCUGCCGCAGGUUUUGAGCGACGACGAAGACGACGUCCUUGAUGCUCUUGGCAACCUCAAAGUGAGCAGCCAAACACCAGCAGCAGCUCCUACGGCUGCCUGAAAGCAUUUGGUUUUGUUAGCUCCAAAUAUCAAGUUGAGAAGAACUGGCUCGCUCAAGAGCUCUUCUCCAAUAUCUCAUUCC
Messenger RNA from Selaginella moellendorffii, 530 nucleotides. Its product is annotated as 30S ribosomal protein S17. The record is from RefSeq and is a predicted model, not a curated record. Bases 90 to 449 code for a protein of 119 amino acids. NCBI's taxonomy places the organism in Eukaryota, Viridiplantae, Streptophyta, Lycopodiopsida, Selaginellales, Selaginellaceae. Gene Ontology annotation, molecular function: structural constituent of ribosome. The transcript has 2 exons. Gene Ontology annotation, cellular component: ribosome. Gene Ontology annotation, biological process: translation.